AUGGCCGGAGUCGGGAGGAACAUGCUGGCGCCGCUGUUGGUGCUCAACCUCAUCAUGUACCUGAUCGUCAUCGGCUUCGCCAGCUGGAACCUCAACCACUUCAUCAAUGGCCAGACCAACUAUCCCGGCGUGGCCGGGAACGGCGCGACGUUCUACUUCCUGGUGUUCGCCGUCCUGGCCGGGGUGGUGGGCGCGGCGUCGAAGCUCGCCGGCGUCCACCACGUGCGCGCGUGGCGCCGCGACAGCCUCGCCACCAACGCCGCCUCGUCGCUCAUCGCCUGGGCCAUCACCGCGCUCGCCUUCGGCCUCGCCUGCAAGGAGAUCCACGUCGGCGGCCACCGCGGCUGGCGCCUCCGCGUGCUCGAGGCCUUCGUCAUCAUCCUCGCCUUCACCCAGCUCCUCUACGUGCUCAUGCUCCACGCCGGCCUCUUCGGUGGCAGCGGCAGCGGCGGCUACCGGGACCACGACUACGGCGUCGGUGCCGGCGCCGCCGCCGCCACCGGCGAGCCCAAGGGGACGGCGAGGGUCUGAUCUCUCGACACACGCUCUACCGUACAUCGCCUUAGGAAACAAUAAACGCAAUGCAUACAUAAAUGUUUCAGUGUGUG
Messenger RNA from Oryza brachyantha (malo sina), 608 nucleotides. RefSeq names its product membrane protein PM19L-like. The transcript has 2 exons. Lineage: Eukaryota; Viridiplantae; Streptophyta; Magnoliopsida; Poales; Poaceae. The coding region runs from base 1 to 531 and encodes 176 amino acids. The record is from RefSeq and is a predicted model, not a curated record.